Molecule: messenger RNA, 951 nt
Organism: Bubalus bubalis (water buffalo)
Lineage: Eukaryota; Metazoa; Chordata; Mammalia; Artiodactyla; Bovidae
Gene: PFDN4
Product: prefoldin subunit 4
Exons: 2
Coding region: 496-939 (147 amino acids)
Biological process (GO): protein folding
Cellular component (GO): cytoplasm; prefoldin complex
Source: RefSeq, a predicted model, not a curated record
UCCAGAGCAAUUCUCAAACUUGUCCCUGAGAUUUUUUCAGGGGGUCUCCAGAGGGCCUCCUUUUUCUAACUUCAUAUCUAUGUGAGAUCAGGUUUUCUUCAUCUGUGUCAAUUAAACAACAUAUUGCCAGGAAGUGAGUAAAGAGGCAGGUGUGAGAACCUAAGCUUUCAUUGCCAGCUGUUAAAGAGAUUUGCAAGAAUGUAUAACUAUGCCAGUCUUCUCAAGAUUUUUUUUUUCUCUUGGAAAAUAUGGUUCUUUUAAAGUGCUGCUUAUGAUAAAUAUGGAAGGGAUCUUUUAUUAUUUUAAAUUAACAAGUACAUUCAAAAAUUCUGUUUUAAUUUCUAAUGUGAUAAGUAUCGAUGAAUAUAGAACAGAAGUUCUCCGGGGUCGUCAACGACUUUUGAGAGUGUAAAGACCCCAACAUCCUCCCCCCAAAAAAGGACAGUGAAGACUCAAGAGGCACACGUGUGCGCGUAUACAGUAAGCGCAGAAUGAAUGAAGCCCGGCAGGGCAGCCCCUCCCCGCGCGUCGCCCCGCGCUCGUCGGGGAGGCGGCCCCGCGGCUCUGCGCGUCCGGGAGGCCGGUCUCCCGGGCCCGCGCCCGGCGCCCCCUGCUGCCCGCCGCCCGCGCCGCAGCCGCGCCGCCCGCGGUUUCUGUCGGCCCACAGGCGUGCCUGCCCCUUUAAUUGGCGCGUACCAAGUCCUUCCCGGCUGCAGGUCCCCCCGAGCCCGGGCGCGAGGAGCCGCCGGCCGGAGGCCCGGGCGGGGGGAUGUGGAGCCGGCGCUGCGUCCGCCGCGGGUCCGGGCCGAGGGCGAGCGAGGGCGGGCGCGGGGCCGCGGGUCCGCUCGGCCGCCCUCCCCGCCUCGCGCCGUAGCGCAGUCCCAAGAUGGCGGCCACCAUGAAGAAGGCGGCUGCAGAAGAUGUCAAUGUCACUUUUGAGGAUCAACAAAA